Pyricularia oryzae 70-15 is the source of this 1089-nucleotide messenger RNA. RefSeq lists its product as uncharacterized. The transcript has 2 exons. Gene Ontology annotation, molecular function: oxidoreductase activity, acting on NAD(P)H. Bases 1 to 1089 code for a protein of 362 amino acids. The record is from RefSeq and is a predicted model, not a curated record. NCBI's taxonomy places the organism in Eukaryota, Fungi, Ascomycota, Sordariomycetes, Magnaporthales, Pyriculariaceae.
AUGCCACCUCUUCCCCCCAAAAGGCACGGCCUCUUGGUCAGCAAGCCGGGCGAGCUGCAGCCGUCACCCCUGGCGAUGCCGCAGCUCUCGCCGGGCCAAGUGCUGGUCAAGACCUCGUGCGUCGCCCUGAACCCCUCCGACGCCAAGAUGGUGGCCGCCGGCCUCCCCCGCGGCUCGCUGGCCGGUCUGGACUUUUCCGGAACCGUCGUGGCCGUGGCGCCCGGCGAGGUCUCGGGGUCCACGCCCGUCGGCGCCCGCGUCUGCGGCCUGGCCUGCGGCUACAGCGAGGAAGAAGGCGCCGCGGGGGCCUUUGCCGACUACGUCGUGGCCGAGGCCGAGUUCCUGCUGCGCGUCCCGGACUCCAUGUCUCUGGAGCAGGCCGCCACACUGCCGGUGGGCGUGUUGACGGCCGGCAUGGUCUUGUUCAACACGCUGAGGCUGAGGGAGAAGAAGCCAGAGGAGGAUCGGCAUGUGCUCGUUUACGGCGGCAGCACGGCGUCUGGGAUAUUCAUCAUCCAGGUUUUGAGGCACUUCAACUUCAAACCCAUCGCCAUCUGUUCGCCACACAACUUUGACAAGGUCAGGGCAGCCGGCGCAGUGGCGGUACAUGACUACCGCUCCGAAGACUGCGUCGUCGCCGUCCGCGCAUCCACCGGCGGGCGCCUGGGCACCGCGGUGGACUGCAUCACCAGCGCCGACUCGAUGCGCCUGUGCUACGAGGCGCUGCGCAACCUCGGCGCCGACGAUCAGCUGAAUCACGCCCGCUACGUCUCGCUCGACAGCUUCCCCAUCUCUGGCCACUCGCGCAGGGCGGUGCGGCCGGCGUGGGUCUUUGCCAUGACCGCCUUUGGCAGGGCGCUCGACUGGGGUGCGCCCUACAAGACCGCGGCGCGACGCGGCGACCGAGACUUUGCCGUCGCCUGGAUGAGGGAGGUCGAUGGGCUGGUGGGUCGGGGCAGCAUUCGGCCCCUCCAGGUCCGAGUCGUCGAUGGACCCUUGGAGACUGCUGUGGCCGACGGUCUAGACUUGCUGCGCCGCCCGGGGGCUGUAUCAGGGGAGAAGUUGGUUUGCAGGAUUGGCCGUGCUUGA